AUGGCAACAACAAAUAUCAACUACAGCGCCCUUGAAGAAGGCUAUGACCUCGAAAUCAACAAGUUGACCCCCGUUCUCACAAAACGCCAGCAAAUCACCCACGAGCUCAAUCAAAUCCAAACCCUCCGCAACUCAAAUCUUCAUUCCGCACAGCAAGCCCUCCUCAACUCCACCACCUUGUCAGACGAUCAAUCAGCCCGCCAGGAACUCGACGAUGUGCAAUCCAGUAUCAACCAUGCCCUCCAACAAGUCCGCAGCCUGGUAGAUGAGCUCAGAUAUCUUGCGGACCCGAGUGAUCCGCGCGUGCGGGCACAGGUCGAUGCCACGAAGAACCAAGUGCAACAGGCCAUUCAGGAUUAUUAUCGGUCGCAGACGGAGUUUGAUCGCGCGCUCCGGGACCAGGUGUGGCGGCGAUACGAGAUUGCGAACCCGGAAGCAUCGCCAGAAGAGGUAGAGCAUGGCGUCCAGCAGGUGUUGGCAGGGACAGAGAUGGUGCAAGGAGCCCGAACUCGACAAGCGAGAGAUGCACAGGCUGCUGUCAUGGAGCGAUCGGCUGCCAUCCGCAAGAUUGAGCAGGAUCUGAUGGCCCUUAGCGAGCUUUCUCAGCAAGUGGCUGAGCUUGUUCGUGCGCACGAACCAAUGGUUGAGACCAUUGAGGAAAAUGCGGAGAAAACGGCGUUCAACUAUGAGAAGGGAAACGAAAAGAUAGGCCAUGCGAUUAUCAGCGCUCGUAAUGCGAGAAAGUACAAGUGGUACAUCCUGCUUGUUUGCAUACUUAUCAUCGCUAUCAUCGUGGCUAUAUGCGUCGGGUGGUGCAAGUCUACCGACCACUGUUGA
Messenger RNA from Aspergillus nomiae NRRL 13137, 837 nucleotides. Its product is annotated as SNARE domain protein. NCBI's taxonomy places the organism in Eukaryota, Fungi, Ascomycota, Eurotiomycetes, Eurotiales, Aspergillaceae. The coding region runs from base 1 to 837 and encodes 278 amino acids. The transcript has 4 exons. The record is from RefSeq and is a predicted model, not a curated record. Gene Ontology annotation, molecular function: SNAP receptor activity; SNARE binding. Gene Ontology annotation, cellular component: plasma membrane; SNARE complex; endomembrane system. Gene Ontology annotation, biological process: vesicle fusion; intracellular protein transport; exocytosis.